Molecule: messenger RNA, 321 nt
Organism: Botrytis byssoidea
Lineage: Eukaryota; Fungi; Ascomycota; Leotiomycetes; Helotiales; Sclerotiniaceae
Exons: 2
Coding region: 1-321 (106 amino acids)
Source: RefSeq, a predicted model, not a curated record
AUGGCAUCCAAGAGCAACCCCAAUGUUCCCCAAAAGAAGCGCAAGAUCGCAAACAGAGCAAAGACUCAACGCAAGAACGCUAUCAACAAGAUUACCAAAAACCCAAGAGGUACCAGAGCCAGUACUGUUCUGCACCCUACGAGUGGACCUUUGGCACCUUUAUCGGGAAAGAAGGCUCGUAAGCUCCAAAAGGCGCAAAACUGUGCACGUCAAAGAGCAUUGGAACAGGCAAUGAAGGAAGGAGAGGUUAAGAUGACUGACGCGCCAGAGACUACAUCAAAUGCAGUCAACGAGGGAAUGGAUGUUGAUAACAUUGCAUGA